AUGAUUCCUUACCGUCGUAGAGUUUGUAGGAAAUACUUAGGGCGAUCGCAGUCCCCAGUCCCCUCGCAUUGUGGUGACGCCUGGCCCUGCAGCUCAAGGUUGGUUGAGUACGGGUUCGCCCAUCUCGGUAUUCUCGUCAUGUUUGCCGCAGUCUGGCAUUGGUCACGAGCCCCUAACAACAUUCCUACCAAGGUCUGCCAUGCUGUCAUCGCUGCGCUAGCAUGUCUGGGCUUUCUGCACACUGUUGCCGACUUUUCCCCGGGGUUUUCACGCAUCGUCAAUGGCUUUUUCGAUCAGCCCAGUUGUCGACGUAUCACCGGCAGCUUCGAUAAUGUCAAGUGGUCAUUCAAUGCUACUGGCCAGUGCAAUACGACGGCCCAGGAAAGUGCGAUACAAGGUGCCGUCGCGGAGUACAUUCGGAUUGCGGAGAAUGGGACAGUCUGCGAAAUACAGUGUUUGCGUCUGGAUCAAGGCGGCACUUGGAAUGGGUGGUUGAAGCUGGGCAAGGUCAGCAACUUUAGCGAGGAUGCUUACUGUGGUGUCGGCCUACCUUUCGAUGGAUGUAUCUCUGAUGGAAACAACGACAUUUAA
Molecule: messenger RNA, 591 nt
Organism: Aspergillus fumigatus Af293
Lineage: Eukaryota; Fungi; Ascomycota; Eurotiomycetes; Eurotiales; Aspergillaceae
Exons: 2
Coding region: 1-591 (196 amino acids)
Source: RefSeq, a predicted model, not a curated record